This is a messenger RNA of Oncorhynchus masou masou (cherry salmon), 4921 nucleotides long. RefSeq names its product protein glass-like. The transcript is spliced from 3 exons. NCBI's taxonomy places the organism in Eukaryota, Metazoa, Chordata, Actinopteri, Salmoniformes, Salmonidae. The record is from RefSeq and is a predicted model, not a curated record. Gene Ontology annotation, molecular function: DNA-binding transcription factor activity; RNA polymerase II cis-regulatory region sequence-specific DNA binding. Gene Ontology annotation, biological process: regulation of transcription by RNA polymerase II. Bases 400 to 1869 code for a protein of 489 amino acids.
GUCCUGGAGUAAGAUCUGGGAGGACUAGAGUACUGGGAUAGGGGUGGUGAGUUUUUUGGGAUAUAGUGGUGUAUAAAAUGCGUGGGUUAGAUGGUGGUGCAAUUUAUUUUCUCCAUUUCCCCUUAUUUUUUUUGUGACAAUGUGCAAUUCACACUCCGACCUGUGAAAGGAAACAAUAACCAACACAGCGUCCAGUCUACCGGAAACUCACACGAAGAAGUAAACAGAAAGUGAACAGUGACAAAGAACAAUUUCCACUUUAGCAUUCAUUGUUAUUUAUACUUGUGUUAACACCCUGAAACUCAAAAUAUGACUGAUUUAACUGGACAGCAUCACAUACUUACAGCGUGUAGUGUUUAAUAAGCGUUGGAGACGUGAUCUCGGUAACGCUAGUGAACAAUGGAUAACCGUAUGGUUUUUCACACUCAAAUAGCCUCCGUCAUGGAGGUGUUAGCGAAUGCAGCUGUAGCUGAGCUCUGUAAACUCGUAGACGACGACUAUGCAGUGUUUCGUUUGGAAAUAACGCAAAGCCAGAAAGAAAACAGGGUUUUGCGAAGGAAACUACUGGAACUGAAGGUGGCAAGGGAGCGCGCAGAGAGGACAACGCGGGAGCGCGUCCUCGCCAGCCGUGUCAAGAUCCCAGACCGAAACAGAGAAAUGUCAAGAGUCACUGUUUCAGGUGAAGGACGUCUCACUGGAGGGCACAGGAGCUUUGUGAAGGCAGCGAGACACAAUACUUGGAGAGAUGACCAACCAAUCACUGUUGAGGGGAGUGGAACCUCAACCCAGCACGUUAUCGUAAUAGAGUCUGCAGAUGCAGAGGCUGCAGGCCCUGGGGUCAAGCAGGAGAGGUCUGAAGGAGAGAAGGACCCACAGCACAGCAGAGCCAUCCAGACUGGAGCGCCCCCUGUAAGCAUAGAGGACCCCACCAGUGCCCCAACAUCUCCCAGGAACCGACCCAGCGUCAGGGAGGUCAGCGGAACACAGAACGCCGUCCUCAAGUCAGAGACCGACACCAAGACUUUAAAUUUAACACACAGGCUCUUACACACAGGUUUUGACCACAGAUCAGACCCGGGGAGACUGGGCUGUCCUCCUGCUCCCGGUUCAGAGUACUUACCGGUAUUUCACCAGAGCCAGAGGAUGGUUCAUUGCCGUGGAGUUGACUCGAUAGACACUAGUGGUGAUGAUCCGUCUUGUUCUUACACUACAGAGACGGACCCUGGCAACAUGACCUUGGGUUUAGAGACACAGACUGAUCUGUCUAGAGGGGACUGGAACCGGUAUAGUAGUAGUGUAUACUCUGAAGGGUGCCUAGCUAAGAAAGGGGAGGUUAUAGUGAUAGAUGAGGUGAAAGUGGAGGGUGUCGUUCCUCCCACAUGGAUUGCAGAUAGUCACCUAGGAAACAGACACUCACAAGGCAGAGAUUUCUUAUAUUACAGGGAAAGCUUAGAGACACAUCCAAAUGUUGAGACCCACUCCCCUACACACACAUUCAGGGAAUGCGACUCAGUGUCCACGUCGAUGAGUCCUUCCGAUUCACAGAUAUUGAACUCAAAGGGCCAAAGGGCCAAGGCUCGGGGAGCAAUAUCAGGCAAUAGUAAAGAGAAACGGUUCCUCUGCAUGUUCUGUAAGAAAGGCUUCAGCUGCUCCCAGAAUGUGGAAAUCCACCAGAGAAUCCACACAGGAGAGAAACCCUACAGCUGCCCCCAAUGUCACAUGUGCUUCGCUCAGUCUGGCAGCCUGAAGAGGCACCAAAGGGUCCACACAGGGGAGAAACCCUACAGCUGCCCACAGUGCGAGAAGAGGUUCUCCCGCCAACACCUGCUGAAGACGCACCUGAAGAUCCACACAGGAGAGAGGCCAUAGCGCCUGUACGCACUGCAGGAAGAGAUUCCCAGAGAGGAGCUACCUCAGGAUACACCAGCAGAAAAAACAUUCCACACUAUAACAUAGAAAGUUUGUUUAGAUCAAACCCUGCAAUGAAGGUUAGACACAGCGAGAUGCACAAAGUAAACAGCAGUAGUGGGUCAAUUUCUACAACAACUAAGAGCGUUGAAGCACAAGGCUAAAUUUCUGAUGUUUUGGUCCUGCGGCUACCAUGUUGUAGCAGCGUGAAGCGAACUCAUGUACAUGCGCAGAUACUGUGUGACUGUGAAAGCAAAGUCUAGCAUCACGCUCAUCACAAUAUCUGGGGUUCUGCUCGUGGCAACCUCAUAACGCUGAGUCUUCCUUUAAAGACAAAGGUUAAUUUUCAUUGUUGUCAGAAUAACAUUUCAGUGUUGCAUAUUCCUGGGUAGAAUAUUGCAUUUAGGCAUUGUGUGAUACACAUAAUUACAUUGCCUUCAGAAAGUAUUCACACCAGUUGACGUUUUCCUCAUUUUGUUGUGUUACUGGCCUACGCACAAUAUCCCAUGAUGUCAAAGUGGAAUUAUGUUUUUAGACAUUUUUUACAAAUUAAUAAAAAAAUUAAAAGCUGAAAUGUCUUGAGGCCGUAAGUAUUCAACCCCUUUGUUAUGGCAAGCCUAAAUAAGUUCAGGAGUAAAAACGUCACUUAAGUUGCAUAGUUAACAUGAUUUUUGAAUGACUACCUCAUCUCUGUACCCCAUACCUACAGAUAUAUGUAAGGUCCCUCAGUCGAGCAGUGAAUUUCAAACACAGAUUCAAGACCAGGUAGAUUUCCAAUGCCUCUGAAUGAAGGGCACCUAUUGGUAGAUAGGUAAAAUAAAAAAGCAGGCAUUGAAUAUCCCUUUGAAAAUGGUGUAGUUAUUAAUUACACUUUGGAUGGUAUAUCAAUACACCCAGUUACUACAAAGAUACAGAAGCCCUUCCUAACUCUGUUGCCGGAAAGGAAGGAAACCACUCAGGGAUUUCACCAUGAGGCCAAUGGUGACUUUAAAACAGUUACAGAGUUUAAUGGCUGUGAUAGGAGAAAACUCAGGAUGAAUCAAGAACUUUGUAGUUACUCUACAACACUAACCUAAUUGACAGAGUGAAAAGAAGGAAGCCUGUACAGAAGAAAAAUAUUUUUUUUAAAUAUUUUUAAAAAAAACCCCCAAAGGCACUAAAGUAAAACUGCAAAAAAUGUAGCAAAGAAAUUAACUUUAUGUCCGAAAUACAAAGCGUUGUUUGGGGCAAACCAACACAUCAGUGAGUAUGACUCUUCAUAUUUUCAAGCAUGGUGGUGGCUGCAUCAAGUUAUGGGUGUGCUUGUCAUUGGCAAGGACUAGGGAGUUUUUUUUUAAUCAUAAAAAUAAACGAAAAAGCUAAGCACAGGCAAAAUCCAAGAGGAAAACCUGGGUCAGUCUGCUUUCCAAUAGACACUGGGAGAUUAAUUCACCUUUCAGCAGGACAAUUACCUAAAACACAAGACCAAAUAUACACUGGCGUUGCAUACCAAGACAACAUUGAAUGUUCCUGAGUGGCUUAGUAUCAGUUUUGACUUAAAAAAAAAAAAAGUAAGAAUAAUGUGUAAAUAUUGUACAAUCCAGGUGUACAAAGCUCGUAAUAAGGACUUACCCACAAAGACUCACAGCUGUAAAUCGCUGUCAAAGGGGAUUCUAACAUGUUUUGACUCGGGUUGAAUACUUAUAAUCAAGAUGUUGUUUUUUUACAAAUGUAUAAUUUUUCUUCCACUUUCAGAGUAUUUUGUGUAGAUCGUUGACCAAAAAUUAAAUCAAUUUUAAUCCCACUUUGUAACACCACAAAAUGUGGAUAAAGGGGUGUGAAGGCCGCACUUAAUUUUUAUAUUGUGCUUGCACUGUGUAGACUGCUGUUCAAAUGCCGUUGAAAUACCCCAAAAAUUCCUGAGACACUUUUAAUGAGAACCUCUCUGGGCAACCCGACACGCAAGCGUCCCACCUUGCCAACAAUAAAUGCAAAUGCACUACGCCAAAUGCUAAUAGCACUCGUUAAAACUCAAACGUUCAUUAAAACUCACAUGCAGGGUACUCAAUUGAAGCUACACUCGUUGUGAAUCUAGCCAACAAGUCAGAUUUUUAAAAUGCUUUUCAGCGAAAGAAUGAGAAGCUAUUAUCUGAUAGCAUGCAACACCCCGAAAUACCAGAAGGGGACGUAAACAAAAUAAUUAGCGUAGCCGGCGCUACACAAAACGCAGAAAUAAAAUAUAAAACAUUCAUUACCUUUGACGAGCUUCUUUGUUGGCACUCCUAUAUGUCCCAUAAACAUCACAAUUGGGUCUUUUUUUCAAUUAAAUCGGUCCUUGUAUACCCAAAAUGUCCAUUUAUGAAGACUGUCAGAUCUAGGAAAAACACAGUUUUUAAACGCAACGUUAUUUUUUACAAUUAAAAAAGUUGCCUAUAAACUUUGACAAAACACUUAGGUAACUUUAGGUAUUAGUAAACGUUAAUAAACUAUCAAAUUGAUCACGGAGCGAUCUGUAUACAAUAGCAACAAGUUUGGAAAACGUAGUCCACUUUCCCCCUUCCAUUUUUUCCUGCUGUGUACCCGACGAAAGGAAGUGCCUAUUACUCAUAUGACAUAUGAAUUCACAACACUGGCGACAUCGUGUGGAAGAUGUAGGAACUGUAAGCCCAUCCUUAUCUAUUAUGCCUUGCAAUAGACAAUACAGAGACUGGCGGAUUGAUUUUUUCUUCGUCGAUUUUGUGAUCAGGUUUCCUUGCGAUUUUGACCACGAAACACGCUCUGUUAUAGUCACAGACAUCAUUGAACCAGUUUUAGAAACUUCAGAGUGUUUUCUAUGCACACAUACUAAUCAUAUGCAUAUACUAUAUUCCUGGCAUGAGUAGCAGGACGUUGAAAUGUUGCGCGAUUUUUAACAGAAUGUUGAAAAAAGUAGCCCGAUCUCUAACAGAAAAUUAAUGCAGAUUUGUUGUUGAGACGUGUGGUUUUCAUAUGGUGUAUUUAAAACUUGUUUCUGUUUAAUAAACACAAAAUUGGA